This is a messenger RNA of Tripterygium wilfordii, 1448 nucleotides long. RefSeq lists its product as uncharacterized. The record is from RefSeq and is a predicted model, not a curated record. The coding region runs from base 383 to 1105 and encodes 240 amino acids. The transcript is spliced from 3 exons. NCBI's taxonomy places the organism in Eukaryota, Viridiplantae, Streptophyta, Magnoliopsida, Celastrales, Celastraceae.
CCUUCUGCCUCUCCUCUGUCUGCAUAGCCGCAGCUCUCUGACAGAUUAACUCCUACUCCCACAUUUCCUCCUCUCUAUGCCUCUCUCCCCUCUCACUCUCUAUUAUCCCUAAAUACCUCCUUACAAAUCUCUCCACCUUUUCCUGGUUUGUCACUCCUCUUUACAAAACCCGUCAACAUCGGAUUUCUAUUAUCAUCGAUGCAAAUCUCCCCUCCACUUUUUCACUCCCACUGGUUUGUCUCAUCAAUGUUUCUCCCCGAAAACAAAUAUCCAAAAUGCGUUCAUACUUCAGCAGUAUUAUAUGUAGAGGUAUCAUGCAUCUCUCUUCUUCUACCUGUUCAUUCCUUCACAUUUAGCAUUCUGGCAGUUCAAAAUUUGGAAGAUGGCUGAGAUAGAAGAGAUAGAAAACGGAGCUCCUCGUCCCAAUAUUAUUCUGGAUGUUGAUGAAAUACAUUCUGAAUCUCUUAAUGAAGUUCAAAUCAAUUUGUUACAUAAAAAAGUUGAACUCUCUAACUUGAAGCAAAAGCAAGCUGGAGUGGUUAAUGAAGCAGAAUCUACAAUGGCAAGUCUUACCAGCAGUAUGAACUUCUUUGCUUUUAGUAAUUCAUUCCUGGCUAUGGUGGUCAAAUCCACUGUUUCUUGCAUUUCUUUGACGUCUGCUCUCAUAGUUGCUGGGUUCCUCUUGUGUACACUUGUAUACCCUGUUUGUCUUGCCUUCAUCCGCAUGAAGGCUGUGUUUCUAGACUUCACUGAAUUGACAAGGGAGCAAAGUAAUCUGAUUAAUUUUCUUGGAAAGCCUCCAACCGUUGCAGACUUGAUGGAUGUAUCUAGUUCUCCAAUUACCUCAUCAUCUGUGUCGGAGAGUUACAUGAAUGAGGUUGCCCGUAUGAUUAAGCGAGUCAAAUCAAUGAAUGGGUCUUUGUAUGGGAAUGUUUACUAUGGAUGUCUUUGUUCUGUUUCUGUCUCCCUGAUGGUAUAUGUUGGAACAAUGUUCUGGAUUGCUAAUUGGGAAACAUGUGAGACAUCUACAGCUCCUGCAUCAUCUCCUGGAUUGGAUAAAAUCAAGUCUCUUCUGCUACCGUUACUGAUGGAGGGAUUGGCAUAGAAGAUACAAAGAGGAAGUUGACAACUCUGGAUUACUUUUUUAUCUUUAAAAUUUUCUCGCUAUAUUUUAGGGUUUUGAGACUAGUAUUUUGGGAUACUCAUGAUGAAGGUGUCGUCUUUUGGGGUCUUUGAUAUGAAUGCUUAUUAUGUAUUUAGAGUUUUAAGACUAUACUCAUCAUGAAGGAGGUGUCUUUUGGGGUUUUUGAUAUGAAUGCUUAAUAUGUAUUUAGAGUUUUAAGACUAGUAUUUUGGGAUACUCAGUGUGGCUGAGGGAGUUGUCUUUUGGGGUUUUUGAUGUGAAUGUUUAAUACUUCGUAUUUAUCUGACAUGAAUGUUAUGCUUAA